AUGGCAUUCAAGAAUGAAAGUAAACCAAGUUCCAGCGAAUCGCCAAUGUCCCAAGAUCAUCCUGACCCAGAACCGGCUCCUAGUUCCAAAGAUUCAGUUGAGUCGUCGGAUGCUCAACAACCCAGUAAAGAUGACCCUCAGUCUUUUCCCGCCUUGGAAUGGGAGCAAGUUCAUUCGAGCAUCCCAGUAGAGAGUUUCACGAAUUACAAGAUACGUCUCACUGGUUGGGCCAGGAAAGAUCGGCUGAAGAAGCGGAUAGAGGAGGAAACACGUCAGCGUGAGGGAGAGAUUGCCAAGAAACAGAAAUUGGAACUGGAACAAGCAGCAGACCCUGAACCAAAUGCAGAAAGUAACACAGCUGAGGCUGAUGGAAAAGAAAAUGGUGAAGUGAAGCCAGAAGAGAAAACAGAGGCUGGUGAUGAAGAAGCGGGCAGCGUUCCAAGAAGCGAAAAAAGUGAUGAUGAAGAAGUGAAAGAUACGGGAAAUGUCGAGAACGGUGAAGCUUAG
This is a messenger RNA of Lachancea meyersii CBS 8951, 507 nucleotides long. NCBI's taxonomy places the organism in Eukaryota, Fungi, Ascomycota, Saccharomycetes, Saccharomycetales, Saccharomycetaceae. The record is from the annotation of a GenBank genome assembly.